Messenger RNA from Acipenser ruthenus (sterlet), 4589 nucleotides. Its product is annotated as proprotein convertase subtilisin/kexin type 5-like. The record is from RefSeq and is a predicted model, not a curated record. The coding region runs from base 1 to 2976 and encodes 991 amino acids. The transcript is spliced from 18 exons. Lineage: Eukaryota; Metazoa; Chordata; Actinopteri; Acipenseriformes; Acipenseridae.
AUGGCAGACCCAGAACAAGCCAUGAAGGACAUCAGGUCCAUGGGAGAAUACAUAGAUGAUUCUGGAAAGUGUCACCUCUGUGCUGCAACCUGUUACAAGUGUACAGGACCAGAUGUGAAUCAGUGUCUUAGUUGUACGCCCACAAGGUACUUUGAUGAUGGCCAUUGUAUUAUUGUUUGCUCCAAGGGGAAGUUUCAGUUAAAUGGACAGUGUCACUUGUGCCACCACACAUGCAAACAAUGCAGUGGUGGAGAACCGUACAACUGCACAGCCUGUGACAAAGAUAAAUUUGGAAACAACCGCUACCUGUUCCAAGGAGAGUGCAAGGAAGCCUGCCCUCAGGGCUACUAUCCCUCUGCAGAGAAGAUCUGCCAGCAGUGCCCUGAUAAAUGUGAGGUGUGCGAGAGAGCUAAUGAAUGCUUAAAGUGUUCCUCAGACUACUAUCCAUCUGAUGGGAAAUGCAUAAAGCUGAAUUGCAAAGAAGGUGAAGUUGAAAACCCAGAAUAUGAAGAAUGCAUGGAAUGUGAGAAGGGAUGCAAAAAGUGCAUGUUAUCUGACCCAAGAUCCUGUUUGUCCUGUAAAGAAGGAUUUUACAUGUUUAAAACACGAUGCUUUGAAGGGUGUCCUGAAAAGACGUAUAAUGAUAACAAAACCAUGGAGUGCAGAGAAUGCCAUAAGAAUUGUGUCAGCUGUGAUGAAAAUCAGUGUCACUUGUGCGAGGAAGAUUUUUUCUUCUCAGAAAAUGAAUGUGUUGAAACAUGCAACAUGGGUUUCUAUGGUGAUGAAGAAAGUGAAGCAUGUCAGCCUUGUCAUCAGACCUGUAAAACCUGUGGAGGGCCCAACUUUGAUGACUGUGAGUCUUGCCCUGGAGAUCAAGAGCUUGUAAACAGAAAGUGUGGAGACCUGAUCAAAUCUUGCCCGAUUGGUAGCUUCUGGUCUGCUUAUCAGAAAUGUGAGAAGUGCAACCGCUUAUGUAAGACAUGUACUGCAGAAAAAAUAUGUACUUCCUGCAAAAAAGGAAGAUAUCUGACAGCACAUCAAUCCUGUGUUAUCACGUGCCCUGAGAAAACCUUUGCUAACCUAGAGAAUGGAAAGUGUGAGGUCUGUGCGCAGGGGUGUGCAGAAUGUUCCAAGGAGAAGAACAACUGUCAGAAGUGUCUCGACAUCCCAAAACACCCACUGUACUUGUAUGAGGGAAAAUGUUUAAGCAAAUGCCCAAGUGGAUAUUUUGAAGAUGCAGAAACCUGCACGAAGUGUAUCCCAGAAUGCAAAGCAUGCAAGUACGAUUCUACAAGAUGCCAAGCUUGUCAUCAGGAUUAUGUGCUUUACCAAAACCGCUGCAUGACAACCUGCCCUGACAAGUAUUUUUCAGAGGAAGGGCUCUGCAAGCGCUGCACACCAGGCUGCAAGAAGUGUGACAAGCACGGCAUCUGCAGUGAGUGCAACAACCACUUCUUCCUCCAUCUUAAAGUCUGUGUUGAUAAGUGCCCUGUAGAUUUUUAUGAAGACACUCAGUCACAAACUUGCAGCCGCUGCCACUCUGACUGUGCAGAAUGUGACGGCCCCGAUCCUGAUGAGUGUGUCAGUUGUGCUGAUUCCAGUGCAGUGCUGUACGGAGGACAGUGCUUCCAGGAAUGCCCCGACAGCACCUACCAUGACAUGGACACUGGCGAUUGUCAGGAUUGCGAUAGAACGUGUCAGACCUGUAAGGGUUCCUCUUCAUCUGAUUGCAUUACAUGCAUCAAAGGCAUGGUGAAGAAUAAGCAGGGGCAUUGCGUCACUCACUGGGACUGUCCCCUGAGCUCCUACCAGGACAAGAGUGGAGCCUGCAGGCUUUGUCACAAGUCCUGUCACCUCUGCACUGGACCUACACAGCACGAGUGUCUCAGCUGUACAGAGAGUCAUUAUCUACUGAAUAAUACCUGUCUCGUUCAAUGUCCUGAUGGAUACUACAAAGAUGAAGACGGGUGGCGCUGUGUUCCUUGUCACAGUUCUUGUGGGACUUGCAGUGGACAAUAUGAGUGCUCUAGGAGCUGUGAUACAGGAUAUUAUUUCAAUGCAUCCACAGAAGGUUGUUUAAGAUGUCAUCCAAACUGUAAAGUGUGUGUGGGGAGUGAGCACACAGACUGUGUGACCUGUCAGAGAAACUACUUCUUCCUGAGGGCCCAGGGAAGAUGCUAUUUCUCGUGUCCUGAGGGUUACUACAAAAACUCAGAUGAACACACUUGUGUUAGAUGUCAUCCAACUUGUAAAACUUGCAAAGAGAAAGGAGCUCUUAAAUGUGAUUCCUGCCACUCUGGCUUUCACAAUUCUAACGGAAUAUGUGUUUCCGAAUGUCUAACUGGGGAAUAUGCUGUCACUGAGGAUCCAGAGGUGGUGUGUAAGCCAUGUGAUGACAGCUGCAUUGAAUGCAAAGGAUCUGGACCUAACAACUGUACAGAGUGCCCUGCAAGUACAUUAAUUUCACUGGAGGAGGGUCGAUGUCUGUAUUGCUGUGACUCUCCCCUUCCCCAGCCUGUGGACUGCUGUAAUUGCACAGAGAGUAGAGAGGAGUGCAUUGUUCGGCCUCGCUUUAUUCUCAAGCAAAUGGAAUACACCGACAGACCAGCUCUGUUGAUCACAUCCUCCAUCUUGGUGAUCCUGUCCUUGGGAGGAGGCGUCUUCUUCUUUCUGAGAUCCAGAUCCAAGGCCCAACCCAAGGAGAAAUCUGGGUACGAGAAACUGGCCAACAGCUCCAAGCCCAUUUCUUCGUUCGAUCCCAAAAGGGCGAGUGUCGGCAGCAGCUACCGGCAGGAACACGUGAUAGAGUACCGUGACCGUGUGGAGAAGGAGGAGGAGGAGGAAGAUGAUGAGGAUGAAGACAUCGUGUACAUGGGGCAGGACGGCACAGUCUACCGCAAAUUUAAAUACGGACUGCUGGAGGACGAUGAUGAUGAGGAACUGGAAUAUGACGAUGAGAGUUAUUCAUUCAGAUAAUGAAACAGAUAUCAAAGUCAUUAUUGUUAUUUUGCUUCUGUUUUCCUCUGUUAAAAUAAUAGCAAUAAUAAUAAUAAUAAUAAUAAUAAUAAUAAUAAUAAUAAUAAUAAUAAUAAUAAUAAUAAUAAUAAUAAUGGAUCAUUGAUCAUUGUUUUUUUUAAUGCUCUGAUCGAUGUAUUGUAAUUUGAGUGUUUAUUGUUAUUAAGAUUAAUACAGUAUUCUUGCCUAUUUGAGGCUUCAUGAUUUAUAUCAGCACACCUGACCAGUAACAUCCAGGAUGAAAGUUUUAUGAACAGCAGCAACCUUUGGGUCCAUUACCAGAACACAGGGGAAAUAUCUGAAUUGUAGUGACAAUAAAGCUGUGGUUUAACAGAAACGCUAUUUACACAUUUGCUGUACAAAAUAAUAUUGUUGGGGCUGUAAAGUGGUAUAGAGAGUAAGAUUUCACAUACCUUGAUGUGUAUUGUCUUAUUAUUUACACUAAAAUAGUAUAAACGAUGCACCUGUCAUCAGUAUUUACACACAGCAGAGCUGUAAAUAGACACAGCCAUGAUAAGGGUUUAAUAAUCAAGGAUUGUAAAACAUGACACGGCAUGUUAUUUCCUUAUCUGUCACUAGAUGGUGUAGAAACUCUGGACAUGCAAGGCAGAGAAUGACUGUAAACACAAAUAUAAAUGUUACCUUGACCUGACACAGCUACGUUUGCAAUAUAGUUCAUGAAGCAUGGUCCAGAAACUCUCGGUCAUGCUUUGAUAUUUACUUCAUAGGAUUUCAGUAUGUUUUUAAAAAGGUAUCAAAUGUAAUUCCUGUUGGAUUGCUGACAUUAUAAAAAGAGCUAGUUAGAUGUUUCAAAUUGUUUUUGAAAUCGUACUGCCACACAUUCCCAGUUUCUAGCCCAGAUAACUGUGUUUAGUUAAGGAGGCAGUUAUUAAAAGUACAUACCAGAUCCCAAUGCAUAGCAGUUUGAGUCAUUCCAGGGUUUUACUAUAGUCUUAAUAAGACACACCUAACUGGUUACAUACAAUGUGGAUUAUCAGCCCAUACUGUAGGAAAAUCUAGAACUGCUAUUUUCAUCCCUGGUACAGUAUUCUUAAGUAAAUAAAUAAAUUAAUGGUUAGAUCUUUUUGCAACCGAAAUUUAAGUAGUAUACAAAUAGUGAAAAUUGAAAUCAUCUCAGUACCCUUCCUUUUCAAGACUUAAGCACUAAUGGCAGGAGAGAUCAGUCUUCCGAGUGGAUCAAAUCUGAAAACAAACUGGAGUCUUUAUACUCGUGAAGGAGACAGAUGUUUCCAAGAACACUUGAUGAGACUACAGUUUGUGGAUCUACUUUGUUAUACGUAAUUUAUAUGUCUUUAAGUCAUGUAAAGGUUGCAAUUGGGCACUUUUUGUAUUUUACACUUGUUUUGUUUAGAAUUGUUAGUUAUGAAUUGUUGUGCGUAUUUUGAAGCUCCCUGAUUGAUUUGUAAUUUAAUGAGAACAUGUUGAACGCUUGCUGCCAGGGUUUGUGAUAACAAUUUCAAUUGCUUAAUGUAUUUACGGAUUUGGUGUUAAUAAACAAUUACUUUGUAAAAAAAAAAUGUAAUAACAACAAUAAUAUUUAGUCAUUGUUUACC